Molecule: messenger RNA, 1796 nt
Organism: Colletotrichum navitas
Lineage: Eukaryota; Fungi; Ascomycota; Sordariomycetes; Glomerellales; Glomerellaceae
Exons: 2
Coding region: 139-1491 (450 amino acids)
Source: RefSeq, a predicted model, not a curated record
GGAGUCUAAUAUUUCUUGAGGCAUUCCAGGCACUCAUAGCACGUCUGCCGAUGUACGAUACAAAGCACAUUGCAUGCCCAUCUCCUAUUCCAUCAAGAACUAACCCAAGAGUAGCAGAUAUCCCACCCCGAAAUACAGAUGGAACGUCUUACAAGCACUAUGAACGUCCAAGUCAAGAAUAAAGUGUCGGAUAACCCGGUAAAGGUUGAAGAAGCCGACGUUUCGAUGAACAGGGGAGAGGAAGAUGUCCAAGUAAAAGCGGAGGAGGAGGUUUCCGCUCUCACCCCUCGACCAUCCUCCCAGCUGCGUUGCGCUCUUUCGGUAGGAGCCUCGAGGAUAUCUUCGCGAUCCCAGAUAUCCUCUUCUAACCUGCCAAUGCAGCAGACUACUGCCCGCCCCGCCAGGCUGGCUGUUCACAGCAACGCUUCUGCCACUGCCCCCUCGGCCGUUUCCGGGUCGGGAACAACAACCAACUUGCCUCCUACCAGGAGCUCUGGAGUUCGUCAAUUUGCCACCACGAAGCCCCAGUCUGUCACCGUCGAGCCAAAGUCAGUCUCCAGGCACCAGCCAGCGUCAAUUUCGGGCCCCAAACUGAUUCUCGACCUUUUGGCUGUCCCGUCAUCUAUUCCUCUGUUGCAACCCGACCAGUACAUGCAGGGCGGACGUAGGCCCGUUAGCCCCAUGAAGAUAACGAAGCCCAUGACUGGACCGGUCCAUCCUGGAGUUGCCGCACCCUUCUGCAAGGAGACCCGAGCUUGGCUCGAUGACAAGCCUCAUGAGGACUGGAUCUACACGACUUCGACCGGGAGCAUCAAGAGGCUGCCUCAGCUGGGCAGCUGUGGCCCUUGGCAAGUUUUUCUGCCUUCCAAGAUGGACACCGCUAUUCACAUCGACCCUUAUAUCGAUCGACUGAGCCAUCUGCUAAAUGUCCAGAUCGAAUCUACCAAAUCUCCCCCCUCUAUCCACGUCAAACUCUUCAAGUCUCAGGUCGCUGAGCAGGCGAAGCACUCGUACUUGCUCGAAGAGCACACAGCUAUGAAAUGGAAGGCCUGGGCGGUUUUGGCUGCUUGGGUCGACCACUUGGUUCGACGCGGCGCCCCGCCAGCCAUUCCUCCCAUUGACCUGGUGAGCUUUGUGAGAAACAAGCUCCUGACAGAGGGUCGACGCGCAAAGGAAACCGCAGUCGGCCUGCUGUACGACCGGCAGGGUGUUGUACUGCUCCCCGAGGGACAUGGCACAUUGCAAAUGCCGAGACUGACUCCUUCUGACCUUAUACCACUGCCUAAGCCGUCUCCGCCUGGUACCCGGAAACCUAGUCUGGUGCCGACCAAAAGACCUCCGCAGGCCUCCAAGUAUGGACACAAGCAUCUGCUUACUGACGACUCCAGCUCCAGCUCGAGCUCGAGCUCGGACUCAAGCCCGGAAGUUCAGACAAAGCGUCUGCGUCGUAGGAACCCAGGGUUCGCGGUUUGUCUGAAGAGAUUGUUAUGAUGAAUAUUUCGCGGGGAAAAGUGAAGAACAACGUGUCUGAGCCAGCUGACACCAAAGGUUGUUCAUACGCUGAGCCCUUUAAUUUCUCGUUGUUAGUUGCCUAGGAGUUAUUAGACACAUCCAAAGAGUAGAGAUAGUAGCAAUACUAAUGGUCACCGAGAGGAUACACAUAUGGUGUGUUUUAUUGAAGUGAUACUGUUUGGGAGGCAUAACGCCAUCCAUCCGAGUUAUUCAACUCGGUACAGUCGAGUUCUCUGAUACCUGUUUUCUUUGACAGUAUGCAAGUGAUCAGAAUCAUGCACGGC